Messenger RNA from Clarias gariepinus (North African catfish), 2877 nucleotides. It is a transcript of the gene nfatc4, whose product is annotated as nuclear factor of activated T cells 4. The coding region runs from base 363 to 2690 and encodes 775 amino acids. Gene Ontology annotation, biological process: cytokine production; calcineurin-NFAT signaling cascade; regulation of transcription by RNA polymerase II. Gene Ontology annotation, cellular component: transcription regulator complex. Gene Ontology annotation, molecular function: transcription factor binding; RNA polymerase II cis-regulatory region sequence-specific DNA binding; DNA-binding transcription factor activity, RNA polymerase II-specific. The record is from RefSeq and is a predicted model, not a curated record. The transcript has 13 exons. NCBI's taxonomy places the organism in Eukaryota, Metazoa, Chordata, Actinopteri, Siluriformes, Clariidae.
UGUGUGAGUGUGUGUGUGUGUGCGGAAUUACAAUUUAUUCUGCUCCAUAAACAUGCAGGAGAGACUUUAACACCGCGGACUGGAGGAGAGAGAGAGAGAGAGAGAGAGAAUAAAGAGACUCGGAUUAAAGGAGGUUAUGGGAAGAAAUAAAGUGCACGAGGAGGAGAUGUGAGGAAGAGGAGGAUGAAGAUCCGGACCUCAGAACAACAUCCGGGAACUCUGUGGGAUUAGGAGCAGAGAGAGGGAAUAAAGUGUGUUGGAGAGACAUCAGUGAGACAUCAGAGAGACAUCAGAGAGACAUCAGAGAGACAUCAGUGAGACAUCAGUGAGACAUCAGAGAGACAUCAGGGAGAGGAGUGAGGAUGAGCUCGGGCUGGGAGGAAGGAGAGCUGGACUUCACACUCAUCUUCGAGGAGGAGCAGCAGCUCCAGGACACCACGGCCACCGACAACCAACUGACCUCCACAAACUGCCAGCCAAUGGGAAUCCUGCCUUCUCCUCCACCAUCCAAUCACAGGGCAGGCAUGCAUUCUCCGCCUCCCAGACGAGCACUGGUGAGAGAGUUCAGCGGGACGUAUGAGAGUCUUCCGGCCCGGUCAGUCCAGGUCUCGGAGUCUCGUGUUUUGGAGUGUCCCAGUAUUCAGAUCACCACCAUUUCUCCUGACGAUGAUUUUACCCCAGAAGGGGGAACUUACUGGGACAGAGACCGUCUCUACUUGCCUCUGCUCGACCCCUUUGGUUAUCGGGACAGCAGUAUGGGGGCGGGGUCUUUGAGCCCUAGUCCUGCCUCCAGCCCAUCCUCUCGUGGUUGGCUAAGCCCUGCAUCGAGCUGUGACUCUCUGCUGGUGGAAGAUGAGGAACUUAGCGAAGCCACUACCCACUUUUGCCUAUCGCCGUCAUCACGUCCCACCUCACCCGGGGGCAAAAAACGGAGAAACUCCCCUCUUCCCUCACCAAGCCACUCCCGCAGGGGCAGCUACUCUGAAGACCCUGUCCAAUUCUUGGAGAUGGGAGACUCCGCCCCUCAAUCUCAGGGUCUGAUCGAGCUCAGUAUUCCUCAGAAGACCAGGAAGACCUCAUUGGAGCAGGUCUCCUCCCGAGACGUGGAACUGGAACAGAUUCCUGCCCCGAAUACCAACUGCCCACCCUCAGACCUAGGGCAACUCAGGAGGGAGCCUCCCACACUGGGGAUGGACUACCUCUCUGUACCGAACACCCUUGGCUGGGGGAGAACCCGCGCCAGCGCCCACAGUCCCAUCUUCAGGUCCAACGCGCUGCCGCCGCUCGAUUGGCCGCUGCCGUGUCAGUUCGAUCAGUACGAGUUGCGGAUCGACGUUCAGCCGCGUCCUCACCAUCGCGCUCAUUACGAGACAGAGGGAAGUCGAGGAGCGGUGAAGGCGUCGCCAGGAGGACAUCCUGUAGUGAAGCUGGUGGGGUACACGGAGCGUCAGCCGCUGUCACUACAGGUUUUUGUAGGAACCGCAGACGACAGAUCGAUUCGUCCGCAUCCGUUUUAUCAGAUCCACAGGGUGACGGGGAAGAUGGUCGGCACAGCGAGUCAGGAGAGCAUGCAGGCUGGAACCAAACUGUUGGAGAUCCCUUUAAACCCAGAAACCAACAUGACAGCACUUAUCGACUGUGCGGGGAUCCUGAAGCUGAGGAACUCAGAUAUCGAGCUGAGGAAAGGAGAGACAGACGUCGGGAGGAAGAACACUCGCGUGCGAUUGGUCUUCAGGACUCACCUGCCUUUAGCUCCGCCCCUUGGCCCACCUGGCCGAGUGUUAGCGCUGCAGGUGGCGUCUCAGCCCAUAGAGUGCUCUCAGCGCUCAGCUCAGGAGUUACCCAUCAUCGAGUCCAUCAGUGUCACUUCCUGUUUGGCUGAAGGAGGGGCGGAGCUUCUCGUUCAUGGCAGCAACUUCCUGCCCACCUCCAGGGUGCUGUUUAUGGAGCGAGGGACAGAUGGUAAACUGCAAUGGGAGGAAGAGGCUCAUGUGGACCGUGACAAAAGCACAGAGAAUGUGUUGUGUGUACGUGUGCCAGCCUACAGUGAUGUGUGUGUGAGUCAGCCGGUGUGUGUGUGCCUGUAUGUGUCCAACGGCAAGCGCAAGAGGAGCAGCACACACUGCUUUAAAUACCUACCCAUGCUGUGUAAAGAGGAAGACCCUCUGUUGUCUCGUCCGUCUCUCUUGCUGUUGGAUGGAGUGAUGUCGUUGUGCCCGCCCCCUCACCCUCCUGAGUACCCGUACAGCACGCCAGGGGGGUACCACCACCACCACCACCACCAGCACCACCAUCAGCACCACCACCAGCAGGAGUUCUGCCCCCUGCCCGAGACGUCGGAGGACAGGGUGGCGGUGUCCGAGUGCGAUCCCUCGUUCCAGAGCCUGGAGUUGGGUUUCAGUGAGCUGCUCCCGCCGCUGUACCCGCCCCAGCCCUGGCCCGACUCUCCGUACCUGUCCUCCUCACCUUCCCCUUCUCACUCCUCCUCCAUCAGUCCGUUUCCCAGCAGCCCCGUCUCCACCUCCCCCCUCCCCCCUCCUCUCCUGCCCCAUGCCCCCCCUGCCUACCACCAGGAGAGUCACAUGACCUUCAGCAGCGCCCCACCCAUGCAGCAUAUCACGCUGGAUGAAGUGAACGAGUUCAUCGGUGAGGACAUCAGGACGUUUCACACAGACAGCAGACCUGCGUAACCUUGACACGCUGCUCUCCUUCACACCGCGACUGUAUUUUAUACGCACUGUUGUUCUAUCAACAAUAUAUUAUAUAUAUUACUGUAUCGUGAUUUAGCACAGCGGUAAAUUUUGUGCUAAAUCACGAUACAGUAACGGCUGUAAGUCCUGUAGAUUACAGCGCUGAGGUGAUUCUGAAUGGAACAAU